Molecule: messenger RNA, 2118 nt
Organism: Chanos chanos (milkfish)
Lineage: Eukaryota; Metazoa; Chordata; Actinopteri; Gonorynchiformes; Chanidae
Product: procollagen-proline, 2-oxoglutarate 4-dioxygenase (proline 4-hydroxylase), alpha polypeptide 2
Exons: 15
Coding region: 105-1715 (536 amino acids)
Biological process (GO): peptidyl-proline hydroxylation to 4-hydroxy-L-proline
Cellular component (GO): endoplasmic reticulum
Molecular function (GO): procollagen-proline 4-dioxygenase activity; protein binding; L-ascorbic acid binding
Source: RefSeq, a predicted model, not a curated record
CUCUUAUUUGCAAAGGAGGUUUUCUUGUGUUCUGAUUUCUUGUACCGUUAACAACAUUUAGAAACACGCCGAGAACACUUACAUAAGAUCCUUACCUCUGAAGGAUGAGAUUGCUGAUUAUCAUAUGUGUAAACCUGUUCUGCCUCUGCUAUGAGGCAGAGGGAGAGAUCUUCACCUCCAUUGGUCAAAUGACAGAUUUGAUCUACACAGAAAAAGAGCUAGUUCAGUCCCUGAAGGAGUAUAUCAAAGCAGAGGAGUCCAAACUUGCUGCAGUGAAAAGCUGGGCUAACAAACUGGAUGUGUUGACGCGCGCCUCCACGUCAGAUCCCGAAGGAUUCCUGGCUCACCCAGUGAACGCCUACAAACUGAUGAAAAGGCUGAACACGGAGUGGUCAGAGCUGGAGAGCCUGGUUCUGCAGGACCCGUCAGACGGUUUCAUUGCCAACAUGUCAGUGCACAGACAGUUCUUUCCCGGGGAGGAGGACGAGAAAGGAGCAGCUAAAGCGCUGAUGCGACUGCAGGACACGUACAAGCUGGACUCCGAAAGCUUCUCCAAAGGCAAACUACCAGGUGUGCGGUAUAACGCUCUCCUGACAGUGGACGACUGCUAUGACAUGGGGAAAACUGCGUACGGUGAAAAUGAUUAUUACCAUGCAGUGCUGUGGAUGCAGCAGGCCCUGCGGCAGAUGGACGCUGGGGAAGAGGCUAAAACCCCCAAAGCCGACAUCCUGGACUACCUCAGUUACUCCGUCUAUCAGAUGGGUGACCUGCCACGUGCUAUUGAGUUAACCAGACGUCUGGUUGCCAUUGAUCCCACCCACGAAAGGGCAGGAAGUAACCUGCGGUACUUUGAGCGCCUGCUGUCCAAGGAACUGAGGGAGAAUAAUGGGAAUGAGGUGGAGAAGGCCAGUGAGAGGCCCAUUCAGCUGGGGACCUACGAGCGGCCGCGUGACUACCUCCCCGAGAGGGAGAUAUACGAGGCGCUGUGCAGGGGAGAGGGCAUACAGAUGACGCCACAGAGGCAGAGCAGGCUUUUCUGUCGCUACCACGACGGGAACAGGAAUCCUCGCCUGCUGCUGAAGCCCAUGAAAGAGGAGGACGAGUGGGACAGUCCCCACAUCGUCCGUUAUCUGGAAGCUCUCUCUGAUGAAGAGAUCGAGAAGAUCAAGGAGCUGGCCAAGCCAAAGCUUGCGAGAGCCACAGUGCGUGACCCAAAGACGGGAAUUCUCACAGUGGCCCAUUACAGAGUGUCCAAAAGUGCUUGGCUGGAAGGUGAAGACGAUCCAGUCAUUGAGCGUGUCAAUCAGAGGAUAGAGGACGUUACUGGUCUGACAGUGGAAACAGCCGAGCUGCUUCAGGUGGCUAACUAUGGGGUUGGGGGCCAGUACGAACCACACUAUGAUUUCUCCAGGAAAGAUGAACCCGAUGCUUUCAAAAGGUUAGGCACAGGAAAUCGUGUGGCUACUUAUUUAAAUUAUAUGAGUGAUGUUGAAGCGGGCGGGGCUACCGUGUUUCCAGACUUUGGAGCUGCUAUCUGGCCCAGAAAGGGAACUGCAGUUUUUUGGUAUAACCUCUUCAGAAGUGGAGAAGGGGACUACAGAACCAGACAUGCAGCCUGUCCAGUUUUAGUAGGAAGCAAAUGGGUCUCAAACAAAUGGAUUCACGAGAGAGGUCAGGAGUUCAGACGACCAUGUGGGCUCACAGAAGUGGACUGAGCACCCGUCAGUCUCACGCGCACACACACACACACACACACACACAAACUUUACCUACCCGCAGUGCCUGAACUAUGACUCCAUAAACACAGACACAUACACACUCCCAGCCCUGGCCUCAGAUUAUGCUGCUCUGCAGAUGGAGCUGAACAGAACAGUAUGUGGAAGCCUGACGGAGCCAUCUGAUAGAUCUGUGAAAUACGCAGCUCCACCCACACACCCAACACACUCAAGUCACAUGGAGUUAAUGCCUCAGCGCAGGUGCCUGAAAUGAAAGCAAUUUAUUCGAGACUUCUUUGUUAUUGUUUUUACUUCUUGUUUUGGGUCUCUAAUUUGUCUUCAUAACCACAUAUCGAGAGUUUAGCCAGGUGUUCAGGUGUGACUGUUCAGGACCAGACUGGGU